Molecule: messenger RNA, 3242 nt
Organism: Cornus florida
Lineage: Eukaryota; Viridiplantae; Streptophyta; Magnoliopsida; Cornales; Cornaceae
Product: probable alpha,alpha-trehalose-phosphate synthase [UDP-forming] 11
Exons: 3
Coding region: 374-2962 (862 amino acids)
Biological process (GO): trehalose biosynthetic process
Cellular component (GO): cytosol
Molecular function (GO): catalytic activity
Source: RefSeq, a predicted model, not a curated record
UGAUGAUCAUGAUCAUCACGAUUGUGAACCCCAGUCAAUCCUGGCCGUCCACACCACCCAUUACGUAUUCCCGUGUUGCCAAGUCGGUGUCUUCGUUCUUAUCCUCUCCACCACCUUCCUUGUACAAAAUGAGUUACCAUAUACAUUUCUCAUGAAAAUUCUAUAUACUUCCUCCAUUCAAAUAUUCAUGAAGUACAUGCUUGUAGUUUGUAACACCCACCGAUAAUACACACCAAUAAUCACACCACCCACACAAAUCAAUCAUCUAAACCCUUUUUCAUCAUUUCACAUCUAUUUCUCACUCAAUAUUCGGCUUUUUUUCCCUCAUAAAUCCAAUCUGUUGUUUCUGGGUUUUGAUUCUUUCGAACCCAUUAUGCUGUCAAGAUCUUGUUUCAAUCUCUUAAACCUCGACGAUUACUACGGAGUAGAUCGGACCCGAAUACCCAGGGUGAUGACUGUUCCGGGUAUUUUAUCGGACUUUGACGGACCUUAUGAUGAUGAUAACAAUGGCGAUGAGAGGUGCGACGAUGUGGUUUCGUCAGUCACUCAAGAACGAAGAAUCAUCGUAGCCAAUCAGCUCCCAGUGAAAGCUCACCGCGACACAGAGACUAAUAAAUGGUGUUUCGAUUGGGACAGAGACGAGUUGGUGUUGCAGCUGAAAGAUGGGUUUCCGGCCGACGUGGAGGUCAUCUACGUCGGGUGUUUGAAACCCGAGAUCGACCUAUCGGAGCAAGAGGAAGUUGCCCAAUUGCUGUUUGAUAAAUUCCGGUGCGUACCCACUUUUUUGCCAUCUGAUAUACAGAACAAGUUCUAUCAUGGUUUCUGUAAACAUUACCUUUGGCCAUUGACUCACUACAUGUUGCCGGUGACUUCGAAUCACGGAGUCCGUUUCGACCGGAGUCUAUGGCAGGCCUAUGUAUCGGCGAACAAGAUUUUCGCCGAUAAGGUCAUGGAGGUGAUAAACCCAGAUGAGGAUUAUGUUUGGGUACAUGAUUAUCACCUCAUGAUUUUGCCCACUUUCUUGAGAAAAAGGUAUCAUAGGGUUAGACUUGGGUUUUUUCUCCAUAGCCCCUUUCCCUCAUCGGAGAUUUAUCGAACAUUGCCGGUGCGGGAUGAGAUUCUUAGGGCGUUACUGAAUUGUGAUCUGAUUGGGUUCCAUACUUUUGAUUAUGCAAGGCAUUUCUUGUCAUGUUGUAGCAGAAUGUUGGGUUUGGAUUACCAAUCGAGAAGGGGGUACAUUGGGCUUGAGUACUAUGGUCGAACGGUGAGUAUUAAGAUUCUACCGGUUGGGAUUCAUAUGGGUCAGCUCACAUCGUUUUUGGAGCUUCCUGACACUGCUAAAAAAGUUCAAGAAUUGAAUGAAAAGUUUGAAGGGAAAAUUGUGAUGUUAGGUGUUGAUGAUAUGGAUAUGUUCAAGGGUAUUAGUUUGAAGUUUUUAGCAAUGGGGCUGCUCUUAGAUGAGCACCCUGAAUUGAGGGGAAGGGUUGUUCUGGUUCAAAUUGUUAAUCCGGCGAGGAGUCGGGGUAAGGAUAUACAGGAGGUCCAGAAUGAGAUCAAUAAAGUUGCAAAUGAAGUCAAUAGGAAGUAUGGUAGGCCGGGGUAUGAGCCCAUUGUUUUCGUCAAUGGCCCCGUUUCAACCCAAGACAAGGUUGCAUACUAUACCAUUUCGGAGUGUUGUGUGGUGAAUGCUGUGAGGGAUGGUAUGAAUUUGGUGCCUUACACGUACACGGUGUGCAGGCAGGGCAGUCCGGAUUUGGAUAAGGCCUUGGGACUUGAUGAGUCUGCAAUGCCGAGGAUGAGUGUUAUUGUAGUCUCAGAAUUCAUUGGGUGUUCCCCUUCUCUGAGCGGGGCAAUCCGGGUCAAUCCUUGGAACAUCGAUUGUGUGGCAGAUGCCAUGAAAAUGGCAAUCUCAAUGCCAGGAUUGGAGAAACAAAUGCGCCAUGAGAAGCAUUAUAAGUACAUUAGCUCUCAUGACGUUGCUUAUUGGGCUAGGAGCUUCGACCAAGACCUCGAGAGGGCUUGUAGGGAGCAUUAUCUGAGGAGGUGUUGGGGCAUUGGAUUCGGUUUGGGUUUCAGGGUUGUUGCUUUGGGUCCUAAUUUCAGGAAGCUCUCAGUAGAACACAUUGUCUCUGCUUAUAACAAGACUAAUAGCCGGCUUAUCCUGCUGGACUAUGAUGGUACCAUGAUGCCGCAGGAUUUAGUGGACAAAUCUCCUAGCGAGGAGGUUAUUUCAGUCUUGAAUGGUUUAUGCAGUGAUCCCAAGAAUGUUGUGUUUAUCGUCAGUGGCAGAGGAAAGGAGUCUCUAAGCAAGUGGUUCUCUCCAUGUGAGAGACUUGGUCUAUCUGCAGAACAUGGCUACUUUACUAGGUGGACAAAAGAUUCUUCAUGGGAGUCCCGCAUGUUAGCAAUGGACUUUGAGUGGAAAACGAUUGCCCAACCUGUAAUGGAGCAUUAUACAGAGGCAACGGAUGGCUCUUUUAUAGAGCAGAAGGAAAGUGCUACUGUGUGGCAUCACCAAGAAGCUGACCACGAUUUUGGUUCAUGGCAAGCAAAGGAGCUUCUUGAUCAUUUGGAAAAUGUGCUUGCAAAUGAGCCCGUUCUUGUUAAAAGAGGCCAGCACAUUGUUGAAGUGAAACCUCAGGGUGUGAGCAAAGGUGUAGCUGUGGAAAGCCUCAUUGCAACCAUGCGCAAUAUGGGGAAGGCACCGGAUUUCGUGUUGUGUAUAGGGGAUGACCGUUCUGACGAGGAUAUGUUUGAGAGCAUUGCAAGCUCGGUUGCCAACCCAUCCUCACCUGCCAUACCAGAAGUAUUUGCCUGCACUGUCGGUCAGAAACCAAGUAUGGCAAAAUACUAUCUUGAUGAUACUUUUGAAGUCAUCAAGAUGCUUCAAGGCCUUGAAUCGGCAUCGGCACAGCAACCAAAGUCAGCGCAUUUUCAGGUGUCUUUCGAAGGGUCUCUUUGAAAUGUCUGAUAUGUGCGGGUAGGGAUUGGAUGUCUGCUGUUCUAACAGGGCAUUAGGAGUAAAGUUGGGAGCAAUGUGCUUACUCUAUGGUCUUGUCUUUGUUUGUGGGCAUCAUUAGGAGUCGUUUUGGGGCAAUGCGAUUGCUCUAUGGCCUUGUCUUUGUUUGAAGGGGCAGACUUUAAUCUAGGGCUAGUGAGAAAGAAAACUUUGUACAGAAAAUAGUUACAUUUACAGGUGAUCUGAAAUCAUAGUUGGAAAUUUAUCAAAUUUGUUUAUCCAA